This is a messenger RNA of Clunio marinus, 3663 nucleotides long. Lineage: Eukaryota; Metazoa; Arthropoda; Insecta; Diptera; Chironomidae. The record is from the annotation of a GenBank genome assembly.
AUGCAAACAUCCAAACCAGCUUUUGAGACAAAAACGAAAAUAAUGACUGAUGAAAAUAUGUCACAAAUGCAUCAUAAAUGCCAUAAAAAUUCGAUUAAACUUUCCCCAACGAACAAAAGUGAUAAAUUUUCAGUGAAUUACAAUUUAAAUCAAACAGUUUCAAGCUUUCCUCGAUGCGAUAACAAAAUCUCGACGUCAGUUAAAUCUGUUUCAUCAAAAGUUUUCGCAUGGAACAGAGAAAAGCCAAGACUCGAUAGCGAGUAUGUCGAUAAAAAGUUUUCUAAACCAUUUAAUACAAUUGCUCCAGAACUUCGUGUAAUUGGUGGUCUUGGAAAGUUAAAAUGUGUAAAGAAAGGAAAAUCAAAUUUAUUCAUUAAUCGAAUGACUCAAGUUCAAAAACUAAGCCACACGAAAACUAAAUUACUUCACAACUUCAAUUUAACAGAAGAAUUGCGACCAAUAGCAUGCCACAAAAAGUCAAAAAUGAAGAUUUCAGAUGCAAUUGAGAAUGUGAAGUAUGCAGAGAAUUUACUAGUUUCAUCGCCAAUGACAGAUGAAGACAAUACAAGAAAUGUUUACAACCAUCAGAAUCCAUUUAAUCUUGACAUGGAUGCUUUGUCUGAAUUUCACAAUCAAAGCCAUCAAACUAAGGAAAUAGAACGACGGAGAAAUUUUCAGAUUAUCCGACGAACAAUGGAAACAAAAGCUCUCACAACGGUAGGUGCUGAAAAACUCAUGCAGGAGUCGAGAAACGAGAGAUUCCAACUUCCUCAAUUCUUUAAAGUUGUCGAUGAAAAACCGGAAAGUGUUGAAUCAGAAUCCUCAAAAACCAUUCCAAACACAUGCAGAGUCGUUCUUACAACGGACAAACCCAACAAUCGUGAAAUUAUUCAAUCCCAUUACAAUCACAAAGAGCAUAAGCUUCGUGAGAAACUUAAGCAAAAAGCGAUUGACGAUGAAAAAUUGGCCAAAGAAAAGGAAAAAGUUGAUGAAGAAAAUCGAGAAAAUUUCGUGUUUCAAAUGGCUGAGGAAAGUCUUAAAACAUCCGAAUGUGAUGAAAACGACAACAUACGGGAUGAAAUGAAAAAAAUCUCACUACCAUAUCAGAAAUUCGAUUACCCAGUAAAUGAAUCUGAAUUAUUAGAGUUAAAGCGACAAUUGAAUGAAAAAUCGCUCGACGUUAUCAAGGGAGAAAAGCUAUUAGGGACGAAUGAUGGUAGAAGGGAAACUGGCAUUUCAUGUGGACAAAAGAUUGGAAGUCGUGUUGCUUUGAGAAGCUUUCACGAUCGAUUGUGUGAUGAACCGAGAGGUGAAACUAAUUAUUAUCACUCGGGAACAACGAAGGAGUCUUCAUGUCUCACACAUAAACAGUGGUUGGAUGGAAUUACAAAUGAUCCAGACAUUAAGCAACAACCACCUCGAGCUAAAUUUUUAUCGACAUUGAAAGUCAAACACAAUCCAAACAAUAAAAAGUUUUUCCUUUUUGAUGUGAAAACAAAAAAACCUUCCAUAAUCGUUAGUCCAAUCCAGAAACAUGUUGAAGAGUUGAACAAAAAACUAAAAGCGCGAUUGAAUGAAAAUAAACCAAGCAAUCGUUCUACAAUUGUUGGUUUAUGCAAUCCUGAAACGAAGCAAUUCCAACGGAUGAGAUUCAUGGGAAUUCCAUGCUUGCAAUAUAAAAAGCAUAACGAUGAACAUUUCAAAGAACUUGUUGAGAAAGUUUCAACAAUGAAAUUGUCAACUUUUCAACCACGUGUCGUUAAAUCGAAAACAUUGACAGAGAACAUUCAACUGAAACCAAAAGUACCUGAGAUUAUUUCUUGUGAUGAGGCAAAGGAAAAAGAAGAAGAAAUUGAUAAAUUUUCUUAUUUCACAAGAGCUCAACCGCGUGGAACUGAUAAAAGGAAUCUUCGUAUCGAUAAAUCAGCCCCAUGGAUCGAAGACGAAUUGAUUGCGAUGAAAGUUAAACUUGAAAAUGAACGCGAUGUUGAAAAAACUUUGAAUGUUGAGAGUGAGGUGAUUUCUUCGGUAUCCUCGAACCAUUCAAUCGAAAAAAUCGAUACUGAAGUUAGUGGCAUGAAGAAAUCUUACAAAGAAGUUAUCUCAAGUAAAUUGGAAGCUUACAAAUCUCAGAAUAAAGUUGGAAGCAACAAAACCACUGAAGAUAACAUUUUGGUAGUUGAAAAGAAUUCUAGUCUCUCUAGCAUUGGGACAAACUUCACUAACGAUAGUGGAAGCUUUUUACUGGAAAUGGAUAAGAAAAUUCCCAAAAGUGAUAUAAAUCUGAAAAGAAAAUUUAAGAAUCGAAGUUUAUUGACAACGAAAGAUGAAGAAAAAUCAUUGCAGCCAUUCACCAUCCCAGGGAUCGAAAACUACAAUAUAGCUAAUGAACUUCACAAACCAAAGGAUAGAUUCCACACUCACCAAACAAGAUCAUGUGCUAACAUACGUGAAAGAAUCAAGAUUGAAUCGCCAGCUUAUCACGAUGAGAGGAUUGGGAAUGACCUUCGAAAAUUUCCUACACGUUUUGCAACUGAUAUCGAUGAAUCUUAUCAGUCCGAAUUUUACAAUGAAAGGUCACGAACUGUGUAUAAAUUCAAACCCAAAACAUAUAUUCGAAAUCUCAGAGAAACCUUACGAAAGAAUAUGGAAAUUCAAUGGAUGAGAGAAAAAUCGAUUCGUGAUGAAGUUCAUAGACUUGAAAAUACAAAAAUAUAUGAAGACAUAAAUAAACAAAUCAAGGAAUAUGAAAAAUUAAUAGAAUAUAAAGCUACUGAAUCCCAUCAGAUGCUUGAUAAAUCAAUGGAAAGAAUGAAUGAACUUAUUUUGUCAAAUAGAAUAAAGAGACAGAAACAUAAAGAAGUAACCGAUAAGCUUGAAGUUAUCAAAACAAAAAACUUUCAAUUCCUAUUGAAGCCAAUUAAAUGGCGCGAACAAUAUGAUGACUUUCACAUGACACCAAAUGGUGAACUUGAGCCAGUGAAAACGUCAAUAGAGCAACGUUCAACAGCAAAACUUUGGGAUCGUAAUAACAACACAUUUGAAGUCAAUGAGAAAUAUAUUGAAGAGUUGAAUAGAAUUGUGACAUGUUUAGGUGAACAAAAGGUUUUCAUGGAAAAAAGAUCUAAGGAAAUGGAAAAGAUAGCUUCGAAAGUAAUCAACAAACCCCUUGGGGAUUCGUUUUCUUCUAAAAAGCUACGAACUUACCAAGCUCUUGUUGAUGUUUUGUUCAAAUCCAUUAUACUAAAAGGGGGAGAUGCAACAGAAACUAAAUAUUACACAUCGGUUGAAAAGUUUGCAGAUAUUGAGAAAAUUUAUCUUCAAAGUUUGGAAGUUAUUGACGGCUUUCCAUCAACAUUAUUAAGUCAAGUGGAAAAAGAAACAAGAAAAGCCUGGAAGAGAAAAUGGAAACAAGCUGAACAUUCAUAUAAAAUUGAACGGAAUCUUUAUCAAAGUAUCGAUCAAUUAAAGAAAACUUUAACAAAGUCAUCAAAAACAGGUAAACAAAAGUAUAAAUCUCAAAAAUCUGUUGAUAAGUUUUCGGAAGCUAAACUAUCAGACAAGGGUCAUUCAGACGGUUCUUCAAAUAAGAAAUCUUGCAAUGUAAACAUUAAAAUGUUAUCACAAUCAUCUUCUUCAUCGUCCAAAAGCUUGCACAAAUAA